This is a messenger RNA of Taeniopygia guttata (zebra finch), 1322 nucleotides long. RefSeq names its product SH3 and cysteine rich domain 3 (gene STAC3). Gene Ontology annotation, biological process: positive regulation of voltage-gated calcium channel activity; positive regulation of protein localization to plasma membrane; skeletal muscle contraction. Lineage: Eukaryota; Metazoa; Chordata; Aves; Passeriformes; Estrildidae. Gene Ontology annotation, molecular function: protein binding. The record is from RefSeq and is a predicted model, not a curated record.
CCAACGCAAAUAGCCGGUGGCUCCUCCGCCUGCUCCAAUUUCCCGGCGUCAGCCCCGCCACCGCUCAGCUGUCGUCCCCCCAGCGCUGUCACUCCGCUGGCCCCGGGACCGGCGCGGCCGCCGCCCGCCACCGAGGCCCGGGGGCUCUGCGGCCAACGCGGCUCCGCCACCGCCGCCCUUCGGGGACUUGUUCAGCGCGGGGCGAGAGCGCCAAGCUCAGGCAUGACGGAGAAGGAAGUGCCAGAGCCGCCGGCUUCACCUGCUUCAGGUGGGAAACCCAAGAGCCGGCGAAAGGCCAAGGAGGAGCCGGCCCCGGAGCCGCAGCCCAACGGGGAGCUGGUCAGCCCCUCGGGGGGACCCAUCUUCUACAUCUAUGAGGAUGAGGAAGAGGAGGAAGAGGAGGAGGAGCCCGAGCCCCCUCCCGAACCCGAGAAACUUGUUAAUGACAAACCCCACAAGUUCAAAGACCAUUACUUCAAAAAGCCCAAAUUCUGCGAUGUUUGUGCCCGCAUGAUCGUCCUCAACAACAAAUUUGGCCUGAGGUGCAAGAACUGCAAAACCAACAUCCACCACCACUGCCAGUCCUACGUGGAGAUGCAGCGCUGCUUCGGCAAGAUCCCGCCCGGGUUCCGGCGGGCGUACAGCUCCCCCCUGUACAGCGACCAGCAGCUCGGUGGCACCAAGGAGCAGCUGGCCAACAGGAGCGACCCCGUGUUCGAGACGCUGCGGACGGGCGUCAUCAUGGCCAACAAGGAGCGCAAGAAGGGGCAGGAGGACAAGAAGAACCCCUUGGCUGCGAUGAUGGACGAGGAGCCGGAGGCCACGAAGCCGGUGGGGAGCAAAGCUGAGGGUGGUGCCUCCGAAGGGGACAAGAAGGCCGAGAAGAGCACGACAGAUGACAAGAGCAAGAAGCCACAGCCAGGGGGGUUCCUGCAGUCCCACUAUUUCGUGGCACUGUAUCGCUUCAAAGCCCUGGAGAAGGACGACCUGGACUUCCCGCCGGGGGAGAAGAUCACGGUGGUGGAUGACUCCAACGAGGAGUGGUGGCGGGGGAAGAUCGGUGAGAAAAUCGGGUAUUUCCCCCCCAACUUCAUCAUCCGGGUGCGAGCAGGCGAGCGGGUGCACAAAGUGACGCGUUCCUUCGUGGGCAACCGGGAGAUCGGGCAGAUCACGCUCAAGAAGGAUCAGAUCGUGGUGCAGAAGGGGGAGGAGGUGAACGGUUACGUCAAAGUCUUCACCGGCCGCAAAGUGGGGCUGUUCCCUGUGGACUUCCUGGAGGAGAUCUGAGGGGGGCUGCGGGGUGGGGACCCCCGGGAUGGGGG